AUGAAGAUUUUAAUAUUUUAGAUUCUUUUUGCAUUUUUGAAAAAUUAUGCCAUAUGUAGAAUUAUCUUAGAAGAUUAGAGAUAUAAUUUUCCAUUAGAAGCCAACAACUCCAAUACAAUUUAUUUGAAUGAUUAUACUUAAGAGAUUGUUUCCCCAUAUUAUUCAAUUCAAAGUUCUAACUAAUUCAAUUUAAAAAUUGAUUAAUCAAUAUAACAAUUUGGGAACUUGAAUUUUAGUAAAUUUUAUGAAUAAUAUUAGAUUAAUCAAUACGAAUAGGUAGUAAUUAUAUUGCUCAAUCUGAAUCUGGAUUGUAUUCAAAUUUUUUUUGGGCCUUAACUGUUUAAUAGACACUUUUUAAAGGAUUAAUAAAAACAAAUGGAGAAAUAUUAAUGAUUUAAUUAGAUUUUAUGAUUUCAAUGGGUAAUAUAAAUUAUAGAUUGUAUUUAUAGUUGAAUAAAGCUGCUUCAUAAUAUUCUCUCCUCUAAUUGAGUAUUAUAUCUUAAAACAAAAUCAAAUUUGAGGUAGAAAUAAUUUAUAUCAACACUAAUUCAUAUAAGUUAAUACAGUAUCCUUUUUUGAGUUAUGAAUUUAUGUUUAUUACACAUUACAAUGAAAAUGAUAUAACUGAGUAACUUCUUAUAAUAUAUAGCGCAGAAAAUGGAAAUUUCAUUUAAUCGAUUUUAUAGAAUGUAACUAGAAUUUAUGAAAGCAAUUUAUUAGUAGCUAUUAAUUAUGAUAAUGAAAAAGUUUAUAAAAUUGAAGAUUAGCAAAUAUUAAAAUUAAUCCAUCACACCUUUUUUUUGGAAAUAUUUAGAAUUAUACAGUAAUAUGUGAUUUAUGUAAAUCUUUUAAUUAUAUUUAACCAAUUGAUAAAAUUAAUUCAUACUCUUUAAACAUAGGCUAUCAAAAAAUUUUAAAUUAAAAAGAUUUCACUUAUAUAUCAGAUUAAUAAAAUUACUUAUAUUAAUUUCGUCCUGAAAUCAGAUAAUUAUCUAUGCUUUAUAGAUUAUAAGUUUAAAAUGAUUAAAAAUGGGAAGCUCUUUUCAUUAAAAUCUAAACUUAAUUCCCUGUGUAAUUUGUUCUGGAGAAUCAACCUAUAUAUAUGCAUCCAGCACAUAUUCAAAUUAAAUUAUUACUUAGGAGUUUUCAGAGAUUAGUUCAUAUUUUAGUUCAGACUACAAAAAUUGUAUUCUUGA
Messenger RNA from Paramecium sonneborni, 1196 nucleotides. Lineage: Eukaryota; Ciliophora; Oligohymenophorea; Peniculida; Parameciidae. The record is from the annotation of a GenBank genome assembly.